AUGUGCUUUGAUUGUGGGAAGACCUUUGUUAUUUAUGCUGAAUUGAAACGGCACCAGAGAAUUCACACUGGAGAAAAUCCUUACAAGUGUUCAUACUGUGACAAGAGAUUUUAUCAGCCAGCAUCUCUGAAAACUCAUGAGAGGAUCCACACUGGAGAGAAGCCAUACACAUGUGAUCAGUGUGGGAAGAGUUUCACACAAAUAGGAAACCUCAAAGUUCACAUGAAAAUCCACACUGGAGAGAAACCGCACACGUGUGAUCAGUGUGGGAAGAGUUUUACACUAAAAGAAGGCCUUAAGGAACACAUGAAAAUCCACACUGGAGAAAAGCCGCACACGUGUGAUCAGUGUGGGAAGAGUUUUACACAAAAAUCAAGCCUCAAUGAACACAUGAAAAUCCACACUGGAGAAAAGCCGCACACAUGUGAUCAAUGUGGGAAGAGUUUUACACAAAAAUCAAGCCUCAAUGAACAUAUGAAAAUCCACUCUGGAGUGAAGCCGCACACAUGUGAUCGGUGCAGGAAGAGUUUUACACAUGCAUACACUCUUAAAUUACACCUGCGUUCUCAUUCUGGAGAAAAGCCAUUUAACUGUGACCAGUGCGGGAAAGCUUGUUUUUCAGCAUCAAACCUAAAGGUCCACAUGAAAGUUCACACAAAGGAGAAGCCUCACAUGUGUUCUUUAUGUGGAAAGAGUUUUACUCAGCUGAGUACUUUAAAAGUACAUCAGCAACGACACAAUGGUGUGAAGAAUCAUUUGUGCUUUGAUUGUGGGAAGACCUUUGUUACAGAUGCUGCACUGAAAGUACACCAGAAAAUUCACACUGGAGAAAAAGCUUCCCAGUAAUCACACCAUGACAAGAGAUUUGAUCAGUCAAGACCUCUGAAAACACAUGAGAGGAUCCACACUGGAGAGAAGCCACACACAUGUGGUCAGUGUGGGAAGAGUUUCACAUAAAAAAAGGAUACCUUAAGAUUCACUGGAAAAUCCACAGUAGAGACAGACCACAUGAUUUACACAUGUAAGCACUCUUAAGUUACAUCUGCAUUCUCAUUGUGGACAAAAUCCAUUUAACUGUGAUCAAAACAGAAAAGAUUUUUGUGGUAUUAUCCCUGAAGAACCAUGUGAAAAAGUUUGUACAAAGGUGAAGCCUUGCAUGUGUUUUUUCUCUGAUCUUCCUACUGAGUGUGAAACUCUGUGAAUGUUUACAUGUCUUUAGUUCUCAUGACUAGGUGCUACUUAAACCAUUUGGGAUACUGCUAUCUUUAAUAUAAUCUUAAGGAUUAUCUACUAGGUUUGCUGGAGCUUGCAGUUAGGGGUAAUUCCCAGGAUUGCCUUUAGAUGCUUUGGUUAAGUGGUCAUUUCUGAGGCUGUGUGUAAGGUUAACGUCUUUAAUGACUGCCCACUGAAUGCCUAUAAAAUACAAUGUGUCACUGCCUUAGUUGGACUUUAUGACUGCAGCAUCAAACAGCACAUUCUCAAUAAAGAAUCUUUGCUUCUGA
Ctenopharyngodon idella (grass carp) is the source of this 1502-nucleotide messenger RNA. Its product is annotated as gastrula zinc finger protein XlCGF8.2DB-like. Lineage: Eukaryota; Metazoa; Chordata; Actinopteri; Cypriniformes; Xenocyprididae. The coding region runs from base 1 to 846 and encodes 281 amino acids. The transcript has a single exon. The record is from RefSeq and is a predicted model, not a curated record.